This is a messenger RNA of Symbiodinium natans, 201 nucleotides long. The record is from the annotation of a GenBank genome assembly. NCBI's taxonomy places the organism in Eukaryota, Dinophyceae, Suessiales, Symbiodiniaceae.
AUGGAUCUGGAGGUUACGCUCUUUGAUGGCGUGAACUACACCGCCUUUGGAUUGGGCAGUGGGGCUGUCAUAUCCGCGAAUGAUUCCAGCCAGUUGGUGCUGAACGAGGGAAACUCGGAUGCCACCUUCUUGACUGAGUUUGUCGGCUAUUACCUGACAAUUGAUGCCGGCACCGUGUCGGGGCCUUUCUCGCCUUUCUAG